AUGGGAAGAAUACUUAGGUUUCUUGCAAAUCCGGGCUCCAGGCCCGACGUUUCACAGAGGGCACCAUUGAUUGGCAGUACAGAUGAGGCAAUUGCGCAAUAUAAAACACCCUUUGAUGGCGUCCAGGCUAUCAACUCCGAUAGCGAUGAAAGUUCGGUUGGUGAGCUCGGUGACGUUGAGGUGAAAAAGGAGGGCUGCAUCAUUACAAGCCAUGGGUUCACGGGUCUUCAAAAGGGACUGUCGGACCGCUUGCUAGAUAGAGUGGUGCUUUUUGCGGGUUCGCAGAUUGUCUUUUUUCUAAUGUGGGUUAUUAUAAUUAUCUGGAUUGUCAUUGGGAUUGUGUAUAAUGCCCCUGAAAACUGGCAGGUGGUUAUGCAAGACGGCCAAUCCCUUCAAAGUUAUAUCUGGGACACACUGCUAAUGAGACAGCAGCUAAUCAGCGCGCAUGACCAUGUUAAUGUUUGUGCGAUUUUGAGAUCCCGCCUCAGGACUUUCAAAAGGCUGUGUAAAUCUUAUAACCCUACACAUACCAAGGAAGAAGAAGGAGAUGACACUGUGGAAUCCCGUACGUAUUGUGUUGAGUCUGUUCCUGCCGACAUCAAGGGAUGUUUGCCAGUUGAAGGCUGGUACGACCGACUAUCGUCCUUCGCGGGAAAAAUCAUUGGAUCUCUGUCUUUUAUGAUUAUUUUCUGGACUGGUAUUUUUGUGUGGAUAGGCUGCGGUGCCUUACCCCUUGACGCCGGUAAUGAGCCUCCAUACACGGGAAGGCUUUCUGGUUCGAACCCCGAACUGAAAAAGUUUAGUGAUAGGUGGCAGCUGUAUAUCAACACUGCCACAGCUGUGGUUCUUCUUGUUUGUACUAUGUUUUUGCAAAACAUCAGAGCUAGGCACGAGAAGUUCAUUACCAAAGGGUUGGCUGCGGUUUUCGAUAUUGAUCAAGAAAUUGAGCAGUACUUGAGAGCCGAGACUGGCGACGUUACAACUCCAAAUGAUGUUGUGACAAUACACACGAAAAAGAGGUCGAUCGGAGAAAAGGGUAUUGAUUGGUAUGCAGAUAUCAUUGGAACUGGAAUUGGCAUUUUCAUUGCGGCUGCGGCAAUUGGGACUUGGUUAGGUAUCGGCCACUUGAUGGAUUGGAAUUCGGAUUGGUGGCUAAUCAUCGGUACAUACACAGGCUUGAUUGGGUUUUUAGAUGGCUUUGUGCUGAGACAAGUCUACUUUCGUAUUGUUAGCCACGAGCAGGAAAAUUAUGACACUGUUGCCCAAGAAGAUCUUGAAUUGUUUCAAAGCUUAGGUAUCCAUUGCCCUGAUGAACUUAUAGUCGAUCAUGAGUCAAAUGUCAAGAAGACGAUUCCCUUCAAAAUUUCACUUUUCAUCAAUAACGUAUGCUCAUCUCAAUGGAGUGUCUUGGGAUCCAUCAUAAUAAUAGUCGCUCUCAUUGCCAUCGCCUCGGGGCUUCACUGGAGUACUACUGGUCAGCUGAUAGCAAACACUCCUACUAUGAUUAUAGAAGCAUUUUUUAUGAUUGUCCUCAUUCAAGCGCACACUUGGGCCGAUCAAAGAAGAAGAAUUGACGUAUCUUCUUUGUUUGCGAGAAGAUGCAUACUUCGCUCGCAUGUCAAAGGGAAACGUCAAUAA
Lachancea thermotolerans CBS 6340 is the source of this 1638-nucleotide messenger RNA. RefSeq names its product Fet4p (gene FET4). Gene Ontology annotation, biological process: transmembrane transport. The transcript has a single exon. The record is from RefSeq and is a predicted model, not a curated record. Lineage: Eukaryota; Fungi; Ascomycota; Saccharomycetes; Saccharomycetales; Saccharomycetaceae. Bases 1 to 1638 code for a protein of 545 amino acids.